Messenger RNA from Labrus bergylta (ballan wrasse), 662 nucleotides. RefSeq names its product gonadotropin-releasing hormone 2 (gene gnrh2). NCBI's taxonomy places the organism in Eukaryota, Metazoa, Chordata, Actinopteri, Labriformes, Labridae. Gene Ontology annotation, cellular component: extracellular region. The record is from RefSeq and is a predicted model, not a curated record. Gene Ontology annotation, biological process: multicellular organism development. Gene Ontology annotation, molecular function: gonadotropin-releasing hormone receptor binding; gonadotropin hormone-releasing hormone activity.
GAAAGUGCAAGUUAAAUUCAGAAACUGACCGACAGAAAAGCAGGGGCGCUGACAGACACUUAAAGUGAUAAAGAGUUGAAACAAAGGUGAGAAUACCAUGUGUGCGUCUCGGCUGGUCUUGCUGCUUGGACUGCUUCUAUGUGUGGGGGCUCAGCUGUCCAGUGCCCAGCACUGGUCUCAUGGUUGGUACCCUGGAGGCAAAAGGGACCUGGAUUCUUUCAGCACGUCAGAGAUUUCAGAGGAGAUCAAGCUGUGCGAGGCAGGAGAAUGCAGCUACUUAAGACCUCAGAGGAGGAGUAUUCUGAAAAACAUUCUUCUGGACGCUUUAGCCAGAGAGCUCCAGAAGAAGAAGUGACAGCUUUCCACCCUUUACUGUUUUUCUACCCAGGGACCUUCUUCUUCAGUGUCCUUGUCAUGAUGUUUAACAACUGAAUUUUGUUUCACUUAUCUUGUCAGUUUCUUGUUUAUCAGUUCAUUUGUUUUCAAGCAUUAAAUUAAGUAUUCUUGUGGCAAGCAAAUGUUAAACCAUAAUGUCCAAUAAUAAAAUAUCUAUUUUGAUAUGAACUUUUUUUUUCAUGUAAAUGGUGUAAAACUAUAUCGCAGUAGUGUAGUGAUAUUGAGGGAAAAGAGACUUAUUUGUAUAGAUGUAACAAAAAAUAUAU